Oreochromis niloticus (Nile tilapia) is the source of this 2324-nucleotide messenger RNA. It is a transcript of the gene ftr86, whose product is annotated as finTRIM family, member 86. The coding region runs from base 200 to 2086 and encodes 628 amino acids. Gene Ontology annotation, molecular function: zinc ion binding; protein binding. Lineage: Eukaryota; Metazoa; Chordata; Actinopteri; Cichliformes; Cichlidae. The transcript has 12 exons. The record is from RefSeq and is a predicted model, not a curated record.
UCAACGGCAACAUUCAUUUUUCCAUUAGGAGGCUCCAACAAACUAUUGAAACCCAUGAUGUCAGAUGAUGUCAGAUGGAUAGACUCCUCACUCCACCUGUUUAACCAGCCCCACCCUGAGCCAUUUCUUCAAGUUUUAAGCAGCAGGGAACUUUGUGACCCAUACAAAGAAAGUUCAAGCUCAUCUCCUCCCAACAAGCAUGGCCUCAGGUUGGACUGAAGAGGAAAGCUUUGCCUGUCCAGUAUGUCUGGAAACCCUGAAGGAUCCAGCCACUCUACCCUGCGGACACUCAUACUGCUUGGCUUGUAUUCAGAGCCACUGGGACAAGGGGGGCAGCAAAGGUGAGUACACCUGCCCCCAGUGUAGGCAGGUGUUCAACCCUCGGCCCUCGCUGGCCAGGAGCACCCUGCUAGCAGAGGCUAUGGAGAAGCUGAGGACCAACAGCCUGAAGCAGCACUCCUUCACAGCUCCUUCCCCCGGCCCACCAUCCAUGCCGAUCUAUUUGGAGGUCCUGCCAGAUACAGUGCAACGAAAGGGCAGCGUGUACCCACAGCUUCCCUCUGUGGAGCCCAAACCCUGCCACCAACACGGCCGACCCCUGGACCUGUUUUGCCAUGACGACAGGGAGAGUGUGUGUGAGGUGUGUUGCCAGCAUGGACACAGGGGACACCGUGUCGUCAAACCGAAAGAGGAGAGAAAAGAAAGACAGAAAGAGCUUGUUCAGAUGCAGGCAGAGGUACAGAGGAGGCUCCAGGAGACUGACAGGAAGAUUAAGGAGCUCCCACAUUUUGCACGUCAACACAAGGCCUUGGUCCAGGCUCUAGAGAAGGAGAGCACAGAUUUAUUCAUGGAGCUAGCCAAGAACGUGAAUCUAACAGGCACCCAGGUCAGCGAGCUCCUCUCUACCCACGAGGCCUCUUUAGGCAGCCAGACUGAGGGGCAGCUCAACAGACUGGAGCAGCAGGUUGCACAGCUCAACUGGAAGAGUGAAGAGCUGAGCAGACUGGCUGACAUGCAGGACGAUGUCUGUUUCUUGAAGAACUUCCUCCUCAUGGAGCCGCUGGUUCAGACUGAUGCAACAGUGAUUGGGCAGGAGGAAACCAUGGUGGCGUCAGUCCGCUCCGUCAUGAAAGAACUGCAGGAGUCAGUUCAGGAUCUGUGCAAAGGCAGCCUGGAAAAAAUCAUCACAAUAGUGAAUAACCCCUUGGCUUUGACUACCAACGGACCGGAAGCAGCAGGCCCACUACCAGCGGGCCCAGUACCAGCGGGCCCACUACCAACAGGCCCAGUACCAGCAGGCCCGUUACCUGAAGGCCCGCUGCCAGCUCAGGUUCCUGCCCAAAGUACAGUGUAUGAAAUGAAAACAGACUCUCCACCCUUGCCACCUUUGCGACCUCAAGGGCCUCUGCCUUCAAGGUCUGGUGGUUCUGCUUACAUUCAAGCUUCAGCCCCACCUCCACCCUUGCCUGCUCCUCAUCGUCAAGCUUCUGUAUCAUCAGUGGGAUUUAUGAAUCCAGAACCAAAAACUCGAGAUGAACUCAUAAAAUUUCGUUUCGAACCAACCAUGGACCCCAACACAGUGUAUCGCCGCGUGCUGCUGUCAGAUGGCAAUCGUAAGGCAACAAUGCGGGCUGAGAACCUGAACCCACCAGACCAUCCUGAUCGAUUCCAGUUCUGGAGACAGGUUCUCUGCAAAGAGCCGCUGGGAGGGAGCCCUUAUUACUGGGAGGUGGAGUGGACUGGCCAGAAGGUCACCAUCGCAGUUUCCUACAAAGAGAUAGAACGCAAGAGUAAUGAUGACAAGAGCCGUUUGGGCCACAAUGAGCUGUCUUGGAGUCUGUACUGGUCUGGGAGUGGAUUUUACUUUUGGCACAAUAACCAGGAAAAACUGCUGGGUGCACCAAAGGCCAGACGGAUCGGCAUCUACCUGGACCAGCAUGCAGGGAUUCUGGCCUUUUACAGCAUCACCAAAAACCAGGCUAACCUCAUCCACAGACACCAGCAGCAGUUCAGUGGCCCUCUGUUCCCAGGAUUCAGAUUCUGGGCAGGAGUAGGUGCUACAGUGACUAUUUGCCAAUUAGACUGAUGUGCACAAGAGUAAUUAUCUGAUGUUUUUGAUUAAACAUGCUUAUCUGGCUGCAAGAAUGUAACAGCUUAAGGUUUUAAAAAGGAUGUUAAGGAUGUCUUCUUGCUCUGGAGAGAACUAGUUCAGUAAGUUCUUGUUUACAUAAUGAUUUCACACCAACCAUGAUUCAUAUAAUAUAAAUUAAUUUAAAUAUGUCUAAGUAAGUAAAUAAAAGAUUAAUAAACUUGCAACACAUGCC